Rhipicephalus microplus (southern cattle tick) is the source of this 1218-nucleotide messenger RNA. RefSeq names its product CCR4-NOT transcription complex subunit 7 pseudogene. Lineage: Eukaryota; Metazoa; Arthropoda; Arachnida; Ixodida; Ixodidae. The record is from RefSeq and is a predicted model, not a curated record.
AUGGGAGUGGCCGUCAUAUUCUUGAAGGUGGAGGCUACAGCCCUGGCCAUGCAGUUUUCCUACCUGGGCCUGGUGCUGAAUCUUGCCAAACUGUACAUGGGAGUGGCCGUCAUAUUCUUGAAGGGGGAGGCUACAGCCCUGGCCAUGCAGUUUUCCUGCCUGGGCCUGGUGCUGAAUCUUACCAAGCUGUACAUGGGAGGGUCCGUUCUAUUCUUGAAGGUGGAGGCUGCAGCCCUGGCCAUGCAGUUUUCCUGCCUGGGCCUGGUGCUGAAUCUUACCAAGCUGUACAUUGAAGUGGCCAUCAUAUUAUUGAUGGUGGAGGCUGCAGCCCUGGCCAUGCAUGGUGUCAAUGAAAGAUAUGGACCUGUAGUCUUCAGCUGGCCUAGCAUUAUUCGAGACGUGUGGGCCUCUAACAUUGAGGAAGCGUUCCAGGUCAUCAGGCAAGUUGUCCAGCGGUAUAACUAUGUUGCCAUGGACCCAGAGUUUCCUGGAAUCGUGGCACGUCCCAUCGGGGUGUUUCGCAGUGCCGCGGACUACCAGUAUCAACUGCUGCGAUGUAACGUAGACCUGCUCAAGAUCAUCCAGCUCGGUCUUACAUUUCUUGACGAAGCUGGCAACCCAGCCCCAGACUGCUGCACCUGGCAGUUCAACUUCAAAUUCAAUGUGAAAGCAGACAUGCAUGCAGAAGACUCGAUUCAGCUGCUAAUCAACUCGGGCACACAGUUUGCGAAGCGCAGUGUAGAAGGCAUUGACCCGUAUGAAUUUGGACAGCUUCUCACAACUUCUGGUGUCGUCUACUCUGAAAAUGUCUGGUGGCUCACUUUUCAUGGUGGGUAUGACUUUGGCUAUCUGAUGAAAUUGUUAACAGACAUGAAGGUGACGCAGUUUUUUGAACUGCGGCAGAUCAUGUUCCCAAACAUAUAUGAUCUCAAGUUUCUCAUGAGGGGCUGCAAUUCCCUCCGAGGAGGCUUACAGGAACUGGCCAAUCAACUUCACGUAGAACGUGUUGGACAACAACAUCAGGCAGACAGUGACAGCUUGCUUACAGCGGUAGCCUUUUUUAAGAUGCGGCAAGUGUUCUUCAGUGACCAGAUUGACGAUGCCAGGUACUGUGGAGGAAUCUAUGGCCUGGGUCCAGCAUUCGACUCAACCGGUAGCUUUCGCACUACUGAAAGCAAUCCCCUGCCUCCGCCUGUGAUCAGAAAAAGUUUGUUUUGA